CUUCCCUCACCAGACAUCAUCCAGUAACACAGGCGAACACAGCUCCCUCUCUCUCCCUCUCUCUCUCUCGCACACACACUCAUAUAACGCUGUCUCUCCCUGCAGCUGCAAACACAUCGAGAGACCACAGAGAGACCACAACAGCACCCAGGACUUUAGACGCUGGCCCCUCAUUUACACCAAGAGGACCUCAGCAGGAGAGACACUAUCCGCUGCAACUUGCACGAAAAGGGAUCUACGGCUGUAUUGAGCAAAUAGGCUGAUAGCCACUGAGGAAGACUUUUAUCUACUUUAUAUUUUAAACCCCCAGACGCUUCUCUGUUGUUCCACAAUGUCCGAGGUGCUGCCAUACAACGAGGGGAAAAUGAGCGGCUACGGGGCGGACAGCGAGGUCAGCCAGAUGUCCUUUAGCUGCGGACUGCAGGACACAAGCGCCUUUUUCGCUGCGUCGCAGGCGAAAAGACCCCCAAAGCUUGGACAGAUCGGCAGAGCCAAGCGAGUGGUCAUCGAGGACGACCGAAUAGACGAGGUCCUGAAGGGGAUGACAGACAAGUCUUCACCCGGCGUGUAAACGUGAACGAUGCCUUGCAGACUUUUUUAAUUUUGAUCACCAAUUUGAAGCACUUGUCGGCUGUGCAUGUUCGAGGAUUGCAGGAGAAAACGGCAGCACGAAGCGAGGAUGGGAUGAUGAUGAUGAUGAUGAAAGGGGAUGAAAAAAAAGCGAAGAGGGGAAAAUGGAGAAAGGAAAAGAAACGAAGGAAGAGAAAGAGCGAUGAAGAAAGAAUGAGAAAGAGAGAGAAAGACUCUGGAAAAGACCAAGAUUUAUCAUGGGAUUGCUGGCAAUUCUUCAAACGAAUCCCGAUUUUAACUACUGCUGCGCAGCAAGAUGUUGAGAUGGCGGACACUGCUCUGUAUCUCAACCUCUGCUGACUUUAAUGAUGGAUGAACUUGUCAUUACUUCACGACCAUCUCUUUUUUUCCUUUCUAAAAGCGCUGUAAGAAACUAAAAUACUGCAACUGGAGGCUGAUGCUAAAUCCCAGCCCUAUUUCAAUAAGUUGUACAGUAGGUAGGCUAAGCUCUCAAACACCCGACACCCCCACCUCCUCCCUCCUUACUCUUCCUCCCUCACCUCUUCCUCCUGUAGGCUUUGCUUUGUUGACUCAGUCGGCGACGGUGCAUUCAAGGGAGCUGUCCUUUCAGCACUGGUCCAAUGCAUUCCUGUUGCUGCUAACGCUUUUAAAAAAAAACAAAACAAAAAAAACAGACCAACCAAACUCUUGAGUCUACUAAAUAGAGGAGACCCAUUGUAUGUAAAAACAUAUAUCCGAGGAUGGUGCAAUGUUAAUAUUUUCUGUAGUAGAAGCCCAUUAGUUUUUGUUGUUUUGGCCCUUAAACAGCAUUAGGUCAGAGAUUAAACCUAAACCACAGGCUACAUUCUUCUUCUUGCAUUACCCAUCAGUGGUUAAAGGUGCAAGCUGGCACCUUCAUGUAGCUGAUCUACACCUGCACAUAUCUUUUUUGCCCCCCCCCUCCCUUUUUAUUUUAUGUUUUGCAUUUUCAACUGCUCAGAUAUCUACAGAGGCCAGCAGAGAUGUGGAAAUUAUAGUAAAUGUUUAAAAUAAUAGUCAUGAAAUUGAUGGGAAAAAAUAUGCUUUCUAUAAUUUGGUUAUUUUAAUUUUUGCAAUUAUUCGUGUUUUGUCUUCUAUAAAUUGAAAGUUUUUCUCCAUCUAUUUGCAUGAACUUUCACUCCGGUGCCAACACAGGUGCCACCACUCUUACCCUGGCACGCUUCUUUUUAACAAAAGUCAUAUUUGUAUUUUUAUAUCUAAAUAUUUGUUAUUUAAAUGAUAUGCUAGUCUAUCGUCUUACAAUUCAUCAACAAAAAUAUUUCUACUUCAGAGAGGAUAUACGGGAUGAGACUAAGCUUCAUAGAGGAGAAUCUAAGUUUUUGGUGGACUGGUCUCAUUCUAUAUCAGAGGUUGGAUGUUUUUUAAAGACUAACUGAAUGUGUCUGGGGUUUUUUGCACACAUCAAUGUUAAACUAUUAUUAAGAAAUCGUAUACUGUGACUUGAGCUUCGUUGAUGAAUUUGUUAGAAAAUGGCAGUUUUAGAGUAUAUUGCACUGUUUACGAGUAUCCUCAAAUAACACGUUGUUAUUUGACCGACUUUGGACAUUACAGUUUUUGUUUUUUAAUUUUGUUUAUUUUGUACCAUUAUUUUAAAGAAACUGGAUAUGGUUUGUUGUGCAUGAAACCUUAAUAUUUUCAAUAAUGAAACAUUGUUUUAUGAAGCAAAAAAGCAACAAAAAUGUCAUGACAUUCUAAGAAUGAGUCAUUGUAUAUUAUGAUGCCAUUUUCACUGUAUUUGGUGAAUUAAUAAAUGGUGAAAGAAAAUGUUAA
Molecule: messenger RNA, 2400 nt
Organism: Seriola aureovittata
Lineage: Eukaryota; Metazoa; Chordata; Actinopteri; Carangiformes; Carangidae
Gene: camk2n1a
Product: calcium/calmodulin-dependent protein kinase II inhibitor 1a
Exons: 2
Coding region: 332-571 (79 amino acids)
Biological process (GO): negative regulation of protein kinase activity
Molecular function (GO): calcium-dependent protein kinase inhibitor activity; protein kinase binding
Source: RefSeq, a predicted model, not a curated record